GGCCACAGUAAACGCCGCAGCUAGGGAACAGGUUGCCGCAGCAGUCAGGGCAUUAGAGAUGUCUUCUGCAGCAGCAGCAUCCUCGGUUGCGUCUUCAUCUGCGACCAAUGGGACCAUGUUGGGAAUGCCAACAAGUUCCACGGGCACUUCCAGUUUAAUGGGUUCUCGACAGUCUACUAGUCAAAUGGCGGGCUCGCAGUUCAGCCCGUUGACCCCACGUGAGAGGGAGCUCAGAGAGAUCCAACAGGUCGAGAGGCUCCGCCAGAAGUUAGAGGAGGACCUGAAAAAGGCAACCGAUAGGGAAAGAGAGAUAAAAAAUAGAGCAGCCAGGCUUGAUACUUUAGAGGCUGACAAGGCUGAGUUAGAGGGCUUGGACGAGUUAGCAUUGACUGACCAAAUGAAAGUACUGAAGAAGAAUAUGUUGUCGCUGCAUGCGAACGUGGACAGCAGAUUAGACUUGAUGCAAAGCACUCUAGACCAGAUCCUGGAUGUAUUGACAAGGCCAGGAUGUAGGCCACCAGCACAAUCGUCGUUGCCGUUAUCAGCGAUAUCAGGCCCCUUUCCAGUUCAGGCUGGCACACAGCCAAGUGGUACGUCUGCAGCAGUCGCACAGACUGUUGCAUCUUCUUCUUCGGGUCCAGCGGUGGGAGCUACACCACCGCAACAACCUAUUCCUCAACAGGGACAGCAACAAGGUCAAUGGUACCCCAAGACCCCAAUGAAACCGCCUCUUGCCUUCUCGGGCGAGAGGAAGGACGAAGAACUCAACACAUGGUUGAGGACAGUCCCGAUUUGGGUAAAGGCCAAGAGGACCUUGGUAGAGGACGAAGUGGUAACCGCUGCAUCUUACCUCGAGGGUAAGGCAACCAAGUGGCUAGAUGGGGUAGUUGUAAAGGCCGGGUAUGGGCGACGCAUGGCGGACUGGGCUAAGUCUCUGACGUUUGACCAGUUCAUGGAAAUGGUAGAAGCUCGAUGGCAUAAUCCACAGGAGGCACAAAGAGCCAUUGAUGCGAUUAACAAGCUGGACCAACGAAAGUUCAAGUCGGUCAGAGAGCUUACGACUACCGUUGAGAGCCUGAUCCUCGUCCCAGGCAUCAACUACAAUGACCGGUUCCUGUUAACUACGUUUGUUAGAUGUUUACCAGAGAACAUCAGAAACUUACUGGCCAGCGAGGCACGCACUGAGUACCAUUCGUUUGAGACACUGUCUAAGAAAGCCUUAGAUUUGGAGGCCACGCUAGGCAAUGCUCAACCAACCUCUCAGAUUGACACGAGGAAGAAGAAGAGUCCUCAGGAGUGGAAGAAGAAGGGGGCUAAGUUGAUGAUGGUUGAGUCCGAUGGGACUCAAACGGAGAUCGACGAGCUCACUGACCUGAUGGACUAUACAAAAUUUGACGGCGAGGAGGUAGCUGAGGGUAGCACCCUCGCCGCGGUAGUCAAGACUAAGGCAGGUGGCCGAGGGAAGGGCCAACCUAGGAGUCAAGGAAAGGCCGCCUCCAAUCAGACCAAGCAGGCUGAAUGGGUGAAGGCAGGUCUUGACCAAGACGUGUGGCGUGACCGCCGAGUACGUGGACAGAGUGUUUCCAUGGAUUUCAUGGACACCCUGGUGACUAGUAAGAGUGGCAAGAGGCACAUCUUUGUCAUCAUCGAUCGAUUCACCAAGUACGCUAGACUAGUGGCAAUGCCAGAGACCGCAAGAAUUGACUAUGUCAUCAAGUUGUUCAAAGACAACUGGGUGCGUGACUUUGGCUUACCAAAGUCCAUCAUUAGUGACCGAGAUGUCCGAUUCACAAGUGAGUUGUGGAAGAAGACCGCAGAACAGAUGGGCAGUCAACUUCAGAUGACUUCAGGGAAUCAUCCCGAAGCCAACGGACAAGCCGAGCAAAUGAACAAAGUUGUACAACACUUGCUGAGGCACUACAUCAAGCCCAGUCAGGAUGAUUGGGAUGAGCAGUUGCCUCUCAUCGCCAGCCUGUACAACAAUGCUGUCCACAACAGUACCGGUGUUAGUCCUAAUCAACUUCACUUGGGAUGGAAGCCUAGAUCAGCGUUAGACUUCCUCCUACCCGAAAACCGACCCGCUGCAACUCCAAGCACACUUGAGUAUGGUGUGCAAUAUGAGAAGUUGCUGCAAGAAGUUGUCGAGCACAUGAAGAAAGCUCAACAAGCAAUGAUUGCUUCUGAGAAUCAACGCCGUAGGCAGUCCACAUUUCAGGUAGGGGAACGUGUCUGGGUCAAGGCUAGUGAGUUAGGACAGGAAUUCAGAAUCUCUCGCAAACUAAUGCCUCAGUACUUUGGUCCCUGGGAGGUCCUGGAUAUAGUGGGAGAUGAGAUGGAUGGUCCCACAUAUGUCAUUCCUGUCCCUGGACACCUACGCACUCACCCAGUCUUUCAUGCCUCAAAGCUUGCACCUUUCGCUGAGACAGAUCAAUUCCCUUCCAGGAGAUCGAUGCUGCCCCCAACCAUGGAUGGUCAAGUGGACAUCGACCGGUGGUUCACCAGAGAGGAACUGAUUGACACAGCUCCUCAGGUGGUGGCAGAAUAUGAGAAGAAGCUAAAAGGGAAGGCACCUGUGAAGUAAGCAUCUCAGCGGACUUUCGAAGCUAACGGGGAUGGAAUGUGAGGAUUGAGCCCUCAAGUAGGGGCCUUGCCAUGAUGUACAUGUUCUGGGCUAAGGCCCCACCAAGCCUCGUGCCCGCCCUAAGUGAAGGCGGGCCAGCAAAUCAACAAGAGCCCUCUGU
Molecule: messenger RNA, 2741 nt
Organism: Chara braunii
Lineage: Eukaryota; Viridiplantae; Streptophyta; Charophyceae; Charales; Characeae
Source: the annotation of a GenBank genome assembly